AACAAGUCAAACGGUCCAUCAAAACCCACAAACACCAACCAACGCUCCCAAACUCGCUUGCUCGCUCGCUCAAUCACCCAGACACUCACUCACUGACUCACUUCCUUAUAAAUCCUUCCCUGCGCUUUUGCGCAUGGCCUCCUCUUCCUUAUCUCUACCAACUUCGCUUCGAAUCCGAUCCUCCCACUUCCCAUAUUCGCGCUCUGUCCACGCGGCUUCACUCUCACUACUCCCACCUACCACCACCGCAACGCCUUCUCUCUCCCUCACUUUAAAAGCCGUCUCUUUGACUCGUGAAAACCUCGUCUGCAGAGCAUCUUCAUCGCCUUCGAUGGCUGCCCAUAAGAAGGUUGAGGUCUUUGAUACCAAGGAUGAUUUGGCCGUCAGCUUGGCUAAGUACACCGCCGAUCUCUCCGAGAAGUUUACCAAGGAAAGAGGAUCUUUCACGGUCGUUUUGUCUGGUGGGUCUCUCAUCAGUUAUCUCAGUAAAUUAGUGGAACCACCGCUUGUUGAUUCAGUGGAUUGGUCAAAAUGGCAUGUCUUUUGGGUGGAUGAGAGAGUUGUGCCAAAGGAUCACGAAGACAGUAAUUAUAAACUCGCUUAUGAUGGAUUUCUCUCUAAGGUAUCAAUUCCGACUGGUAACGUUUAUGCCAUCAACGAUGCACUCUCGGCUGAGGGUGCAGCUGAUGACUAUGAAACCUGCUUGAGACAUUUGGUUAAGAACGGUGUGCUAGCCUUGUCAGAAAGUGGGUUUCCAAAGUUUGAUCUCCAGCUCCUGGGUAUGGGCCCAGAUGGACAUAUAGCUUCCUUAUUUCCAGGGCAUCCUCUUCUCAAUGAAAAGGAGAAAUGGGUUACUUUCAUUAAAGACUCUCCAAAACCACCACCAGAAAGAAUCACUUUCACAUAUCCAGUGAUCAAUGCUUCUUCAUACAUAGCAAUGGUGGUGACUGGUGUUGGUAAAUCCGGUGCUGUGCAAACAGCAUUUGCGAAUUCUGGCACACUGCCUGUUGAAUCAGUUUUACCUGAAGGAGAGCUCACUUGGUUUUUGGACAAGAAUGCAGCUCCGAAGCUGUAGAAUGGGUAAUAAAUGUACGAGUCGGAGUCGUUCCAUUCUAUAUAUAUUAGCAUGCUCAUCAUGUUUAGCAUUGGCUGUCUUAAUGAUCGUGUAUGGAUUGAUUCUGGGCUAUGUUAUCUUGUAAUGACAAACUAUUUAGCCUCUUUUAUCUUCCUAAUCCAACGUUAAAGGUCUUGAAUAAAAAUAUAGCUUGAGACUGUAGGAUUUUGGAUGAA
Ziziphus jujuba (common jujube) is the source of this 1290-nucleotide messenger RNA. Its product is annotated as probable 6-phosphogluconolactonase 4, chloroplastic. Gene Ontology annotation, biological process: carbohydrate metabolic process; pentose-phosphate shunt. Gene Ontology annotation, molecular function: 6-phosphogluconolactonase activity. The record is from RefSeq and is a predicted model, not a curated record. Bases 134 to 1075 code for a protein of 313 amino acids. The transcript has 3 exons. Lineage: Eukaryota; Viridiplantae; Streptophyta; Magnoliopsida; Rosales; Rhamnaceae.